Alligator sinensis (Chinese alligator) is the source of this 3270-nucleotide messenger RNA. It is a transcript of the gene MEX3C, whose product is annotated as mex-3 RNA binding family member C. NCBI's taxonomy places the organism in Eukaryota, Metazoa, Chordata, Crocodylia, Alligatoridae. Bases 1 to 1326 code for a protein of 441 amino acids. Gene Ontology annotation, molecular function: RNA binding. The record is from RefSeq and is a predicted model, not a curated record. The transcript is spliced from 3 exons.
AUGAGCAUUGUCUCCUUAAACUCAGUUGCUGUGGAGCAGCUCAUGUCAGAAAGAGAAUUAUGGCCUCAGAAGAGGAAUAAGCAGGAGCAGAGAAAACUCGGUUGCAAAAUAAAAGCACUAAGGGCCAAGACAAAUACUUAUAUUAAGACCCCUGUUCGUGGAGAAGAACCCAUUUUUGUUGUCACUGGACGAAAAGAGGAUGUAGCCAUGGCCAAAAGGGAAAUUCUCUCAGCUGCUGAACACUUCUCCAUGAUCAGAGCAUCACGCAACAAAAACGGUCCUGCCUUGGGAGGGUUACCAUGUACUCCCAAUUUGCCAGGUCAAACCACAGUUCAAGUCAGGGUGCCUUACCGUGUAGUAGGGCUAGUGGUUGGACCCAAAGGAGCUACAAUCAAAAGAAUUCAGCAGCAAACACACACAUACAUAGUUACUCCCAGCAGAGACAAGGAGCCUGUCUUCGAGGUUACAGGCAUGCCUGAAAAUGUGGAUCGUGCACGUGAAGAAAUAGAAAUGCAUAUUGCCAUGCGUACUGGAAACUACAUUGAGCUGAACGAAGAGAACGAUUUCCAUUACAACGGUACAGAUGUCAGUUUUGAAGGAGGCACACUUGGAUCUGCUUGGCUUACUUCCAAUCCUGUCCCUCCUAGCCGCACCAGAAUGAUUUCUAAUUACAGAAAUGACAGCUCCAGCUCCUUAGGAAGUGGCUCUACAGAUUCUUAUUUUGGAAGCAAUAGAUUGGCUGACUUCAGCCCAACAAGCCCAUUCAGCACAGGAAACUUUUGGUUUGGAGAAACAUUGCCGCCUGUGGGGACAGAAGAUCUUGCAGUUGAUUCUCCUGCAUAUGACUCUUUACCAACACCUUCCCAAACUAUCUGGACUCCUUUUGAACCAGUAAACCCACUCUCUGGCUUCGGUGGUGAUCCUACUGGUAACAUGAAGACUCAGCGUCGAGGAAGUCAGCCAUCCACUCCUCGUCUGUCGCCUACAUUUCCCGAAACUCUGGAACACCCACUUGGUAGGAGAUUAAGAAAUGAUCCACCCGGUACAGGCAACCAGGCUGGCCUUCCUAUAUACAUCCCUGCUUUUUCUAAUGGUACCAACAGCUACUCCUCUUCCAAUGGUGGUUCCACAUCCAGCUCACCUCCUGAGUCGAGACGAAAGCACGACUGUGUGAUAUGCUUUGAGAACGAAGUUAUUGCUGCCCUAGUUCCAUGUGGCCACAAUCUCUUUUGCAUGGAAUGUGCCAACAAGAUCUGUGAAAAAGAAACGCCAUCAUGUCCAGUUUGCCAGACAGCUGUUACUCAGGCAAUCCAAAUUCACUCUUAAAUAUAUAUAGAUAUUAUAUAUGGACUUUUUAAAUUCUCAAAGGCAUGGGUGUAGUGGUACCCACUAGUAAACUUCCUAAUGAAUUCUGACUGUUGGGCUUUCUUGGGAUUAGGCUAAAGUUGUUAAUAAAUUUAUACUUUCUAAAGGCUGCUAUGGUAACACUAAACCUAGGUGGUCUCUGUCCAGUUUGGUUUAAACAGAUGGCAUGUUUAGCAGAGAUACAUCAGGUAUAAGGUUAAGGCACAGUAGGGGGAAGUUUAGAUCAAUUGUAUAACGAGGAAAACAGAUGAAUUUUUAGAGGCUUUCUCAGUGAUCUGUAUUAAAUGUUGGUAAUUUCUAUGUCUGGAGGCAAUGAACCCCAUAGCCCAAGCAUAGAAAUACUAGUCUGCUGUGGAGGGUUUGUGGCAUUAUUGAUGUAUCAAACACACUUCCAAUGCUGCCUUAAUUACACUGCCAGUUUUGAAAAACAGGUUUUGGGGGGUUUUGUUGCUGUUUCUGUUAGGUUGGUUUGGGUUUUUUUUUUUUUUACUUUACAACAACUUAUGCCUAAUUCCUCAGCAUUUGCAAAUAAUUUUUAAAGCAUAAUUUGAUGUAUUGGAAUGGGUAAGGUUGUUGGCAGUUUUAAAUGGAUCACUGUUCAGUUUUGGGGGGUGGGAAGGGAAACUGUCAAAUUAACCUUCAUCUCGCCCAGUGUUAUAAUGUGGUGUGUUCAGAGGAUCAGGAACAUAUUGGUCUCCUUCAUUGUGAAUUCCUACCCACUACUUUUUCUUAAUGUGAUGUGGAAAAGUCUGGCUGGCUUAAUCCCAUUUCAGUAAGGGCUUUGGGAUGCACAUACUUUGGCUAAUAGCAAGGAUGCUAACAUUCCAUUCGUUAGUCUGAUCAAGCUGUUCUUAAAUUACAUUUUAGAGAGAAUAUAUCGUUCAAAAUGUGAAGCAUUUUUAUGUUCAAUCCAUACUUGUCUUGCACAUUAUAAAUAUAUAUAUUUUAUUUUAGUAACGUAAAGGAAAAAGGGGGAGGCGUGUAUGUGCCCUUGUACAGUUCAUGGAAGCAGCUGUGACAGUGGCCCUGCAAUCAGUUUACUUCAUUUCAGGACUAUUUCUAAUCGCAAGGAGAAAUGUCUUUUGAAUAUGCUUCUUACAUUUCAACCUGUGGAUGUCUAGCUUUUUUCAUCCUCAGUACGUUCCCAAAUCUGUACUGGCAUAUUUAAAACAAAACACACAAAAAACAAAAAAAAAACCCCACAGGCAAAGUGGAGUUCUAGUGAAUUUUUCUAAUUUUCUUUUCCUUGAAGCAUUAUUUUCCCAAGACAAAAAAAAAAAAAGGCUUUUUCUCAGUAUAAUAAAAAAAUUCUAUGUGUAUUGAACUAGUAAAUAUACAGAAAUUUUAUUUUUUAUUUCCACUUGAAGAGUUACAUUUCGUAUCAAAGUUUACAAAUAACGGUUUUUAUUUUAUGAUUUUCGGUAUAAGAGUUGCCUUGAUGGCAUAUUAUGUAAUGCAAAACUUUAAUGCUAAUUGCUUGUAGAAUAGUUAAAUGUCAGUAUUUGAAACCUAAUCUUUAGCUGCAGUCUUGUAGAUAUGAACAAAUGUUCACCGAGCAUGUAUUUUGUAUUUUAUUGCAUUGUACACUGCAACUAAUAAGCCAAGGAACCGACAGACGUUAGGUGCGUGUACCAUUUCUAUAAACCACAAACUAAGAAUGACAAACUAUCGAUAUAGUUUAGUAUUUGCUAAUUUUACUACACUUUUUGUUAUGUAUAUGUAGGGAAGUCAUAGGGAUUAUAAAUUCAAUUUGAGUAAAGUUUAAAAACCAUAUAUUUUAUGAUAAAGGGCCUUUAACUUAUGAUGGCCAAAGCACUGAUAUUAUAUAUUUGCUGUAAAGAGAAUUAUAAGAGUUUUAUUUUUCUGAUAUUAAAAAGUUACUUAAUAAAGACUUGUUUCCAUUAA